CAUCAGCACGCGCUCGACUUUUAGUUCUCGUUUGAACAGCUUCGCGUUCGGUUCUCCACGCAGCCCCAGCGCAGAUAAAAAGCUCCGAACCAAAUUCCAAUCGAUAAAACGAACUCACCAAAACCAAGCCAGGCAAACACCAAUCACCAUGAUCAAGGCGAGAGAUUCGAUGAGGCUGCUGCUCAUUAGUCUGCUGAUUGGACAACUGUACGUGAGUUGUUCAGGAUCGCCCAUAGACGCGGAUGACAAGGGUACAGAUUAUCAGGACGACGAAUAUGAGUACGGCGACGAUGGCGAUGAUGGUGACACCCAAAUCUUCGAUGUGACAAAAAACCAUGCUGAGCAGGAAGCGCCGCCGUAUUUUGAGGUUAUGGACCUAAGGGUCGAAGCCAAGCCGGGCGAUGAUGUGGUCCUCAACUGCGAUGCGCGGAAUUUCCAGCUUAGCAACGCGGUGAUGUGGUACAAGAACCGGAUAAUCAUAGCCAACGGACAGAAUCCCAUUAGCCAGCGGGUGCAGUGCAUGCUGAACAACUCGAUACUCCUUAGGAACGUGUCGCCGGAGGACUCGGAUGACUACUACUGCGAAAUCCUGCCCCAGAGGGUUCGACAGCACACGGCACUGCGGGUGGGCGCCCGGCUGUCGAUCCUCUGCGACGAUCGCGACAUCACGGAUCGAUCGCAGACGUUCAGGCAGGGCGACCACCACAAGCUCGAGUGUCGAACCUAUCUGCCCGACAAUGCCACUAUCAAGUGGUCCUUUAAUGAUCUGAACGGACAGCCCUCCGCCGUGGACAACCAGAACGGCGUGAUUAUCCUCGACAAUGUGGAUGAGAAGAACGCCGGCGACUACCAGUGCUUGGCCGACGAUGGCAGUCGCCAUCCUCCCCAUGGCACCGUUCACAUCGAUGUCCAGUACAGCCCCAUCGUGUCCACCCAUCGGCAUAAUUUGAACACCGAGAAGGGCGCCACCGCCGAGCUGUACUGCAACUAUCGGGCGAAACCCAUUGGCAGGAGCUACUUCAUCAAGGACGGCAAGACCCUUCAGCUCUCAGACAAGUACUCCCUCAAGGACUCGGUUCACAAUGGCCACAAUCGCACCACCCUGCUUGUCAGGGAGGUGACCGACAGCGAUCUGGGCGAGUAUCUGUGCCAGGUGGAGAACGCCAUUGGAUCCAACGAGGUGAAGGUGCACGUCAGCUACAAUCCGGAGACCCCGCAGUUCGAGGACAUGACCGUGGAGGGCAACAAGGUCACGCUGCACUGGCUGGUCAGGAGUCACCAGCUCCUUUCGGAGGCCAUGUUGGACUACCAGCUAACUGGGUCGUACACUUGGAGCACUGUCCAGGUGCUGGAGACACAUCGCCACAACAACACGGAUAACAUCUGGAAGAUCACCCACCAACUGGAGCUGAGCCGUGGAGUAUGGCAUGCGCGCGUCAAGACGAAGAACACCAAAGGAUGGUCCCACUUUUCGAACGACCACGUCUUCGAGAUCCCGGAGUACUCCGAGGUCGACAAAGAUGAAGAAGUGGAACUGCCCCCGGAUGAGAUCGUGAGGGCUGGAAUCAUGCCCAUGAGCAAAGGAGCUGCGUCAUCGAUGCAGCGCCUGAACGUGGGAGUGAUCCUGCUGGCAGCGCUCCUGCUGCGUGUCCGCCUCUAAGGGGUGCCACCCAACCAGACCGAGAUGUGUACAUACGUAUUUCCGGAUUACUCAGCUAUCGAGGCUAUCGGAGCGAUAGCGAAACGCACAUAGGAACCGAAACUAAAGUAUUCUAAUUAUACAAAUGCUAAUGCGCGACCGCUGGCUUGGGUCAAUGUUAAUGUUAUGCUAUAGAACACGCUGGAGCGAUCACUGAAACGAAACAUUAGUGCCAAGCAAGGAAGUGACUGGGAGAUCGGCGAGGACUAAAGUUAAUUUAGUUUAGUUAAAGUUAAAGCUGCACAAGCGACGAGGGCAGAGCAACUGCGACGAUCGGUUUAACCGAAAAGAGCAACAUUUUGAUUAACCUUAGCUAUAAUAUUUAUUUGUUUUUUUCUGUCUGCAUGUGCGUGUUGUUGGCACUUCUGAGGAGGAGCCCGAACCGAAAACGAAUACUAAUACGACGCAAAAUUGGGAGCGAUCCCAUAUACCAUACAAUCCCCGAUGGCAUGGUAUAGCGAAAAGUGGUUUAAGUUCAAGGGACUUUAUAGGACUUGCAAUACGCACCAUAUUUUUGUACAUGCAAACGUACUUACGAACAUUAGGCUAACUGAAGCGGAGGGGAAGCUGGGGGGACUUAUCGAAUGGCAUGCUAAUUAUUUUAUAAACUAGACCAAAGCUUAGACAUACAUAUGUGUACCUACCACACACCAUACAUAUGAAACUUAUUUUUACGGAACUACGCCACAUCAACACUCAAUGGAACAGAACGAUUCAAAAUAUACAAAUCAAAAGCUAGAACGCAUAUGUACCUAUGCCUAGGAGAAACCGAAGAAGUCGAGGAAAGCCAUAUACAUCUAGGUAUAAUAUACACUCUAACUGAUUGAUAAUCGAUUGAUAAUCCGGGUUUGGCUUUACUCCUGUCCUUGAUUCUGCUACAAUACCUGAGGAAUAUCGCCAUAACAUGCUGACCAUGUACGCUGUACUGUACUGUACGUAUGAGUAAUCAGAUUGUGAGUGUAGGAAUAUAUUUUAUAAAUGUUUUAUUUAAGAAUCAUAACAUUAGAGCUGAUCAAUAAACGUGCCAAUCGAAGCAAUCAACCGAAACUGAUUGAUUGCUCGCUAAAUCAAAUCAAAAACGCCACAAAAAUAAAGUUCCAUAAGCAAAGUUUUGACGAGGACCUGAUUUCGAAAGCCGACCUUGAAGCAUAUACAUAUAUAUACACCGAAUCAUAUAUAU
Drosophila mauritiana is the source of this 2879-nucleotide messenger RNA. Its product is annotated as inactive tyrosine-protein kinase 7. The coding region runs from base 149 to 1660 and encodes 503 amino acids. Gene Ontology annotation, cellular component: neuronal cell body; plasma membrane; axon. NCBI's taxonomy places the organism in Eukaryota, Metazoa, Arthropoda, Insecta, Diptera, Drosophilidae. The record is from RefSeq and is a predicted model, not a curated record. The transcript has 7 exons. Gene Ontology annotation, biological process: homophilic cell-cell adhesion; synapse organization. Gene Ontology annotation, molecular function: axon guidance receptor activity.